Messenger RNA from Verticillium alfalfae VaMs.102, 837 nucleotides. Its product is annotated as AP-2 complex subunit beta. The transcript has a single exon. The record is from RefSeq and is a predicted model, not a curated record. Gene Ontology annotation, cellular component: membrane coat. Bases 1 to 837 code for a protein of 278 amino acids. NCBI's taxonomy places the organism in Eukaryota, Fungi, Ascomycota, Sordariomycetes, Glomerellales, Plectosphaerellaceae. Gene Ontology annotation, biological process: vesicle-mediated transport; intracellular protein transport.
AUGCUGGCCAACGAGAAGAACAUUGACGAGGUGCUUACGGAGCUGCGCGAGUACGCGACCGAGAUUGACGUGCACUUUGUGCGCAAGGCGGUGCGGGCCAUCGGCAAGCUGGCCAUCAAAAUUGAGCCGGCGGCGCGGCAGUGCAUCAACCUGCUGCUGGAGCUCGUAUCAACCAAGGUGACGUACAUCGUGCAGGAGGCGACGGUAGUGAUCCGUAACAUUUUCCGCAAGUACCCGAACCAGUACGAGUCGAUCAUUGGCACCCUAUGCGAGCACCUCGACUCGCUCGACGAGCCUGAGGCCAAGGCGGCCAUGGUAUGGGUCAUUGGGCAGUACGCCGACAGGAUCGAGAACAGCGAAGCGCUGCUUGAGGAUUUCCUCGACUCGUUCGCCGAAGAGCCGGUCGAGGUGCAGCUGGCGCUGCUGACGGCGACGGUUAAGCUGUUCAUCCAGCGGCCGACCAAGGGCCAGGAGCUCGUGCCGCGGGUGCUCAAGUGGGCGACGGAGGAGACGGACAACCCGGACCUGCGCGAUCGGGCCUACAUGUACUGGCGGCUGCUGUCGACAGAUAUGGCGGCGGCCAAAACGAUUGUCAUGAGCGAGAAGCCGCCCAUCACGGCCGAGUCGGAGCGCCUCGACCCGGCCACGCUCGAGGAGAUGUGCCUCAAUGUCGGCACGCUGGCGACCGUCUACCUCAAGCCCGUGCAGACUGUGUUCCGGUCGGCGCGCGCCCGCAAGCUGCUCGACUCGCCGGCGCUGCAGAAGCAGUACUCGCGACGGCUGAGAAGCAGAAGAGCCUCAGCCAACUCGGCCUCGGCGUCAGCCGGCCGACAUUGA